Molecule: messenger RNA, 5063 nt
Organism: Alligator mississippiensis (American alligator)
Lineage: Eukaryota; Metazoa; Chordata; Crocodylia; Alligatoridae
Gene: SLC4A5
Product: solute carrier family 4 member 5
Exons: 23
Coding region: 76-3165 (1029 amino acids)
Biological process (GO): transmembrane transport; regulation of intracellular pH; bicarbonate transport
Cellular component (GO): plasma membrane
Molecular function (GO): sodium:bicarbonate symporter activity; monoatomic anion transmembrane transporter activity; solute:inorganic anion antiporter activity
Source: RefSeq, a predicted model, not a curated record
UCUCCAGCUGCCGAACGGCUGCGCUACAUCCUGGGCGAGGAUGACGACCCGCCGAACCCCACCCUGUUCACAGAGAUGGACACACUGCAGCAUGACGGGGAGGAGCUGGAGUGGAAAGAAUCUGCCAGGUGGAUAAAGUUUGAAGAAAAGGUGGAAGAAGGAGGGGAAAGAUGGAGCAAACCUCACGUGUCAACAUUAACAUUGCACAGCCUGUUUGAGCUACGCACAUGUCUGCAGACGGGAACAGUGCUCCUGGAUCUCGAUGGCUACUCCUUGCCACAAAUCAUAGAUGACGUCAUAGAAAAGCAGAUAGAAGAUGGCCUGCUGAAGCCGGAGCUGAGGGAGAAAGUGACCUACGUCCUCCUGAGGAAGCACCGCCACCAGACCAAGAAACCGAUCCACCGGUCCUUGGCAGACAUCGGCAAAUCCGUGUCAUCCAGUACAAUUCGCAGCCCUGUCCGGACCCCAGCUGCCGGAGCUGCCUUUCACCGCUCCACCGAAGAUCUCCGCAUGAGGCAGAGCGCAAGUUACGGACGUUUACGCCAUGCCCAGAGCCGAAGCAUGAAUGACAUUACAGAGACGCCAAGCACAGAUCAGCUGAAAAACAAGUUCAUGAAGAAGAUCCCCAAAGACGCGGAGGCCUCCAACGUGCUGGUGGGAGAAGUGGAUUUCCUCGACAAGCCCUUCGUGGCCUUUGUGCGGCUUAUACAGGCAACGAUGCUGGGUGGAGUGACGGAGGUGCCUGUCCCCACCAGGUUCCUUUUUAUUCUCCUGGGCCCUUCCGGAAAAGCAAAAUCCUACAAUGAAAUUGGCAGAGCCAUCGCGACCCUCAUGGUGGAUGACCUCUUCAGUGACGUUGCCUACAAAGCCAGGGACCGAGAAGACCUGAUCGCUGGGAUCGAUGAAUUUCUGGAUGAAGUCAUUGUCCUGCCACCUGGCGAGUGGGAUCCGAACAUCCGAAUAGAGCCCCCCAAGAAACUGCCAUCUGCUGACAAGAGGAAGUCUGUGUUCUCCCUGAACGAGGCAGGGCAGAUGAACGGCGUGGCUGGCGGAGCAGCCGGAGGCAGCGGCGGUGGAGGGGGUGGCAGUGGCAGUGACGAUGGAGAGAUGCCAGCUGCACACGAAGUCGGGGAGGAGCUUCUCUGGACGGGCAGGUUUUGUGGGGGCCUGUACUUGGAUAUCAAGAGGAAGCUGCCCUGGUUCCUGAGUGAUUUCUAUGAAGGCUUCCACAUCCAGUCGAUCUCUGCCAUCCUCUUCAUCUACCUGGGCUGCAUCACCAACGCCAUCACCUUCGGGGGGUUGCUAGGCGAUGCGACAGACAACUACCAGGGUGUCAUGGAGAGCUUCCUCGGCACAGCCAUGGCGGGCUCGGUGUUUUGUUUCUUUGCCGGGCAGCCACUCAUCAUCCUAAGCAGCACAGGACCCAUCCUCAUAUUCGAGAAGCUCCUCUUCGACUUCAGCAAAGGCAACAGCAUCGACUACAUGGAGUUUCGCCUGUGGAUCGGCCUCCACUCCGCCCUGCAGUGCCUUAUUCUGGUGGCCACGGAUGCCAGCUUCAUUAUAAAGUACAUCACACGCUUCACUGAGGAGGGCUUCUCCACCCUCAUCAGCUUCAUCUUCAUCUACGACGCCAUCAAGAAGAUGAUCGGAGCCUUCAACUAUUACCCCAUCAAUUCAGACUUCAGGCCGGACUAUGUCACCAUGUACAAGUGCGAGUGCAUCGCUCCUGACCAAGUGAAUACAACCUUGUUCAAUGCUUCAGCCCCGCUGUCACCCAGCGACACUAACAUGUCUAUGUACAAUACUAUUAAUAUGACAGCUCUGGACUGGACCCAGCUGAGCAAGAAGGAAUGCCUGAAGUACGGCGGCAGUCUAGUGGGGAAAUCCUGUAACUUUGUUCCCGACCUGGCCCUCAUGUCCUUCAUCCUCUUCUUUGGGACCUACUCCAUGACACUAACGUUGAAGAAGUUCAAGUUCAGCCGCUACUUUCCCACCAAGGUCAGGGCCUUCAUUGCCGACUUUUCUAUUGUCUUCUCCAUCCUCCUGUUCUGUGGAAUAGACGUGUGUUUUGGACUGGAGACCCCGAAGCUGCAUGUCCCCAGUAUAAUUAAGCCCACCCGCCUUGACCGAGGGUGGUUUGUGUUCCCGUUUGGCAAGAAUCCAUGGUGGAUCUACUUGGCCAGCGCGCUCCCUGCUCUCCUGGUCACCAUCCUGAUCUUCAUGGACCAGCAGAUCACAGCCGUCAUUGUCAACCGGAAGGAGCAUAAACUGAGGAAAGCAGCAGGCUACCACCUGGACCUGUUCUGGGUUGGGAUCCUGAUGGCCAUAUGCUCCUUCAUGGGGCUGCCCUGGUACGUGGCAGCCACCGUCAUUUCCAUCGCCCACAUUGACAGCCUGAAGAUGGAGACCGAGACCAGUGCGCCAGGAGAGCAGCCGCAGUUCCUGGGCGUGAGGGAACAGCGAGUCACCGGGAUCAUCGUCUUUGUCCUGACGGGGAUAUCUGUCUUCUUGGCUCCAAUUCUGAAGUAUAUCCCAAUGCCAGUGCUGUAUGGCGUCUUCCUGUACAUGGGGGUGGCCUCUCUCAACGGCAUCCAGUUCUGGGAUCGCUGCAAGCUCUUCCUGAUGCCGGCCAAGCACCAGCCAGACUAUGUCUUCCUCCGCCACGUGCCCCUGCGGCGGAUCCACCUCUUCACUCUGGUGCAGAUCAUCUGCCUCACCGUCCUCUGGAUCCUCAAGUCCACUGUGGUGGCCAUCAUCUUCCCUGUCAUGAUUUUGGCCCUAAUCUUGGUGAGGAAGAUGCUGGACUUUGUCUUUUCCCAGCAUGACCUAGCCUGGAUUGACAACAUCAUUCCCGAGAAAGAGAAGAAGAAGGAAGAUGACAAGAAGAAGAAGAAAAAAGGCAACCGAGGGGAGGACAGCAGUGAAGAGGAGGAAAAAGGUCCUUCUGCCGGAGCGCUGCGGUCCGACUGCUCUCCCAACGGCUCGGACCUGGAUCGUAGCAUCACGCUGCACCUGAAGAUCUCCUGCCCAUCCUCCCCUGCUUUCAACUAUGUACAGACCCCGAUCUGCACCGUGCCCCAGGUGAAGAUCGAGAUGGAGUCAGACUCGGAAGACACUGACCCUGAGAAGCCUCCCCGGGACAUGGGCAGCGAGACCACGCUAUAGUCCCUGGCAGCACCAGCCUGGCACUUCUAUGUAAAGACCAAAAUGGGCAUAUUUUUCUACGGGACAGACUGAGGAGAGGAGGGGCCCAGAGACACGCCUCUCCCAUGGCUUUUAGUGUAAGCGAUUAGAAGUGCUGUUGACAGCCAGCUGGCUCUAGCAGGCACAGAAAUGGCCGGCAGCCUCCAACCCAUGCCGGGCAGGUGGGAGCAGCACCUGAGGACAUAGGACACCACAGGACCACGGGACUGCGGUCCCCCUGCAAUCCUCAAGCAGCUGCUGACAUCCAGAUGAAAGCGCCAAAGACGGGAGGGUCCGCCCAAGGGUGUUUGGAUUCAGGCAGCCUCGGCUCCAAAUGGCAGCCACUCUUCCAGGACCCUCUGUAGAUCCAACAGGCUUCCCACCUGCUCUCCUCUUGGGAUGCUCUUAGUCCACAUCCCCAGUAACUCGAGGCUUCCGAGGGCAGGGUUUGGAGCUGUCGAGGCUCACUCCCCACAAGGCAGCUGUGGCAUUCUCCCCAGAGGAGGGGGGCUCAGGGAUCUGAAAUGCAACUUGUGGCAGGGUCUGCUUUGUGCUUCCCAUAGCACCCUGCAGAAAACCAGGCCCAAGCUGAGUGAAGGAGAUUCCCUGCCUGGAGAAUUCUGUUCCCCAGAGAAGCCCUUCCAGCCAGCUCCAAACAAUGCAGCUGCAGGCCCUAGCCAGUGGAGGAAGGAGUGUCUGCUCUGCAGCGGAACAUACUGUGUCCCAACAGAGCAGUUGGAGGGGUGUAAAGGGCCGAGGCUGUGCCAAGGUCCCUUUCUGCAGUGCGCACAGCUCUCCUGCCCUGGGCCAAGCAGGUAUAGGUGGGUGGGUACAAGCAGAUCCAGGUGAGUGCACUCCUUGCUCUAAUGGGCUAGGUGCUAGAGAUGGAAGCCUGCAAAGCAGCCAGUUGUCCCGCUGGGUCUGGUUAGAGGGGCUGAGGACUCAAGACAGUGAGUCCUCAGCUGCAGCCCAAGCAGCAUGCCCCCUCCAUCCACAUCAAGUCAAGCCACAGAAAGAGUCCUACUGGUAACAAUAAAAAAAGGCUAGUCUUUCCCCGACAGCCAGCACACAUGCUGGUCCAAUGGCAGUCUCCCUUGAAAGGACCGCGCAGCGCUGGUGUUCCUGGUGGCUACGUAGGGAAGGUAAGAAGCACUCAUUGACAGGCUGCAAAAUGUGCAAGCCAACAGGACAGGUACCUAAAUUCUAAGUAUAGAGGUAAGAAAGACCAAGGUACAUUCCCAUCCACAGGUGUGAUCUGGAAGUGAAUAGAGAAUAUGACCUUGGGGGUGUGCCAGGGGCUCUUGAAAGAAGGCAACAGUGACAGCGGAGCACUGGCUGUCCCGCUCCAAGCGUAUGGGCACCUGCCCCUGAAGCCUAGCGGGUGGUAUCGAAGCCUGUAACAGAGCAGGUGCCGAGUAGCAGGCCAGCUAGCAGGCAGCAGCAGUCAAGCUGGGAAGUGUGGUCUAGGGUGUUGCCAGAAUAUAAACCCAUGCACCCAAAGCAGCACAGCCUUUGUAAGAAGAGAACCUGUGCUUUGUGCAGCUGUCCCAAUGAGCAGCCCACCCAUGAAACAUUUGGUCCUCACCAGUUUGCAUGGGGAUGUUGCCCUUGCCUUCCCGUCCUAUCCAGAGGAGUCAUCAAACUGUCCGCAUGAUCAGAGUGGUUCUCCCUCAGUCUGGAAGAGGCCCACAGAGGUACCAGAACACAUGCUUUAGUGGCUGACCCCAUGAAGAUAGCUGUACCUGAGGCCUUAGUAAUGCUGUCUGUCCAGUCAGCUCAAUGAUUUGCAGGGUCUGACCAGGGGAAGUGGUUCUUACCUUUGGCACUUGCAAGGUGUCAGGCCAGCAGGGAAAGCUGGUUCCCAAGCGGUUGUCACACCA